Molecule: messenger RNA, 507 nt
Organism: Rotaria sordida
Lineage: Eukaryota; Metazoa; Rotifera; Eurotatoria; Philodinida; Philodinidae
Source: the annotation of a GenBank genome assembly
AUGGGAUAUGUUGAAAAUCAAGCUUUUACUAAUUAUCAAAUAUAUUUUGCAUUUCCUGUUUGUUAUGGUUUAUUACCAAGUAUAAUUCUGAUAAUAACAGAUCUAUUGACAUAUAGAAAUACAAAUAAAUUACAAAUAAUUCGUCAAAGACAAAUAUUUCAAAAACAAUUAACAUCAAUAAUGCUUAUACAAAUUCUAAUUAUACUUUUUUCAACAUUACCAUAUGUAAUAUUUUUUGCAGAAUAUUCAAUAUUUACUGCAAAAAUGGCUAAAUCUACUAAUCAAAGAGCUAUUGAACUUAUGAUAACAAAUAUUGUUUCAAUUACAUGUUAUAUAACAUUUGCAUGUCCAUUUUUUGAUUUUUUUGCUUCAUCAACAUCAUUCAGAAAAGAAGCAAAAAUAUUAUUUUUAUGUCGAAAAACAACUCCAUUGAGAACUAAUCAAAUGGUAUCUUAUCCUACAACUAGUUUGAAAAAUAUAAAAUCUACCACAAUUAAUAAAAAAUGA